UUUUUUGCACAUAGAUUUACCUAGACCAUAACAAAAUAAAAUUCCAUUUAAAUAGUUGGUGGAAAUUGCCCACAAAAAAUGGCUGACUUUUCUGCGAAGAAAUGCAAAAAAAUACCGUAUUAAAUACCAUUAAAGUUUCCCAUAAUACCAAAAGAAAAAUUGUAAAGUUCUGCCGAAAUGGUUUUAGCAAUUAAGUCGUAUUAUGUAAACUUAAGUCAUAUUAUAUAUACAGAGUUUAGAAGGCACUGUAGCGGUGCCAGCAGUGAAUACCGAUUAAGAGAGCAGUAGAUACUUGCAAGUAUAUACAGAAUAUAUAUAGAAUUAGAUACUUUGAAAUUUCAUUUUGAUAUCAAUUCAAUUUCACCUAUCAAUGUCGUAAGUAAAUAGUUAAUUCUACAAUAACGUCAGCAAAAAACGUAUAAUGCUCAACACAAAGUUUUAGUAAUGUUAAUGUAGUAGUAUAACGAUAAAUAACAAUUUGUUUAACAAACAAUACAAUUUUCAUUGGAUUUGAAUGACUUUACAACAGCAGCUUAACAAGUCAAUUUCAAUAAAAAUUAACUUCUGAACUAAUAGUGAACAGAUUCAUCUCUCAACCUAAAUGUUUGUUUACAAAUUGACUUAAGAUUCCUCUAGAUAUUGAUAUGCUUUUAACAAAUGGGAACUUACAGAUUAGGCUUUUUGUUAACAAUAAACCCAAAACACGCCGCUGCAGUGCCAUAAAAAAGAAUUAUAGAGAAACAUACACAACAAUAAUGAAAAAAAAGCAAAAUGAAGUUAGAACACAUAUUUUAGAUGUACGUCAGAAUUAAAUAUAAGAAUUCGAUGAAAAUAUAAAAAAAAAAAAUACACACACACACACACACAGACAGAACAGACAGAAGAACAUAAAUAAACGCAAUGUGAAGAAAAUUAACGGUAUCAUUUGAAUGGAAAAUGAAAGGCAGGUUGGCAGCACCCCCAGAUGCGGCCCUGUUUGCCAACUGUCAACGAGACCGGGCGACCAAAUGAAAAGCUCAAAAGGAAAGCAAACAAACGCUAAGCAAACGCGAAGAAAUCGAAACCCACAGCGAUUUAUAUGUCAGCUAACCCACAAAUCGCCCGUCCAAGGCAGUGUCAAAAAGUUAACGAUUUGGAAAACAGAGGCGCGUGAGAAAAGCAACUUUCGUUGAAAAUUGGAAACGCACAAUAUUAUCAAAAAAAAAAGAACCAAAUAAUAUUGAAAACCAUUUUUCGCAAUAUUUUUUGUCCAAUCGAGAUGGAACGCGCAAUUGUGCCACGUGGCAAACGUCCGCGGGUGCAGGUAUCCCAGGAGAACAAGGAGCUGGCGAUUGCGCGCAUACGCAAUGGCGAAACCAAGGCAAGUAUUUCCCGUGAACUGGGCGUGCCGGAGUCGACAGUGCGCGGCUGGGUUAAGCGGGCAGAUCAGCGCAUUGCACGCGGAAUUUUGGAAGGCAAGGAGAAUGCAUCUCCGCCUACGCAGCUGCAGCGACCCGUCAAACGGGAUCACAAUGGCCAGCCGGCAGCAAUGACGCCUGUCGGCGUACCGAUGCCAAUUGAACUGUUCGAGCAGGCGGCGAACAGUCAGCUCCAGCUCACUGAUUGGCUGCACAUCUUCAAUGCGGGCAUACUGAAUUUCACGCUAGUCGCCACAGCCGCCUAUUUGCGGGCUUGCAGUCGUGGCACCACGGAUCGCCAGUCCCUCUGGCAGAUCAUAUGCGAGUAUGUGGAUGAGGCGGGACGCAAUGUGGCUGCCAAUGGGGGGGCAGUGGCAUUUAAUCGGCAAUUUGUCCGUACUGUCGGCAUUGUGGCGCCACGUCUGCACAUCACGGCCGAGGAUGAUGAGGAUGAUGCGGAGGACGGGUAUGGUGGGUAUGAUGAGAAUGCAUUGCGGUUGCCGUGAAACUGAAAUCGAUUUAUUAUGUACCUGUUUAUAUGCGAUAUGCAAAUAAAACGCCUGUCAAUGGGAUUAUGUUGUUUAAAGCAAA
Messenger RNA from Drosophila grimshawi, 1988 nucleotides. RefSeq lists its product as uncharacterized. The record is from RefSeq and is a predicted model, not a curated record. Lineage: Eukaryota; Metazoa; Arthropoda; Insecta; Diptera; Drosophilidae. Gene Ontology annotation, molecular function: DNA binding. The coding region runs from base 1259 to 1903 and encodes 214 amino acids. The transcript has 2 exons.